AUGGCUGGCGUGGCUGCAGUACAGUCGGUGGUUCUACUGCUGAUAUCUGCGAUGUUGACAAACAAAGUGAGCACCAAGAUCAUCGAUGACCGUUUCCUGUCCGACGUUAACCUGGAGCACUAUUACGUCAUCGAAGAGAACGCCCUGAGCAAUGCUAAUGUUUUACUCAGAGAUGAUUAUUUCGGCGCAGACGAGGAGGAGUUGGAAGAGGACCAUGAAAAACAUACGCCAAACUUGACCAGUUUUAUCAGCGUCAUCAAUGAAGCCAAAGCGGUCCAUCGAUUGGCUGGCCCCCACCUGGAGUCAUUCUUAGCUCACCCAGUCAACGUCUACCAUUUAUUCCGUCGCUUAGACAGCGGCUGGAGGGAAGGGUUACAACUUCUGUUACAGUCCAAGCCAUGCAGGAAAUGGAACUUGCCAAUGAUAGUGGGCCGUAUCCGCUAUCUGAUCGACAACCUGCCAGGCAGGGAGGAGUCGGGACGAGUUGUUGAUUAUAUCGCUAAAUUACAGAAUAUUUACGGAAUACCAGUCAAGGACAUCGUCCGUGGAAGGAUCGGGGGCGUCCAAGCGCUGAAACCAUUGACUGUCGAGGAGCAGUUCGAGAUUGUCAAGGUUCUUCACGACAAAGACGACAUGAGGACUGCCUUGGUGUGGCUGCAGCAAAUCUACGAACACAUGUCAGGUCUGACUUUGGAGCAGAAGAGCUCCCUCGACUUUAAACAGACAGACAUACUCAAUCUCAUGUCAUCUGCAUAUUAUGCUAUAAAACAUGUUUCUAAAGCUCUGGAAACAACAGAACAAGUUCUGGCAUUAGAUCCAAACAACGGAAUUGCAGCAAGCAACCUUAUCUUCUUUAAGAACAAACUGGCAAUUGAAAAAGAAAAAAAUGAGACAGGCUUGAAUAAUGCAGAACUGAAUACAGUAUCUGUACGGAAACAGCUGCCUAAGUAUGAACGCCUGUGUGGAAGGAAGAGACAGAAAGCAACAAGAAAGAGAUGUCGACUUGUGCGGAUCGGGCUGAUAUUCUACAAGGUGGAGCCACUGCAUUACAAGCCUCCUAUUGUAAUCUUCCACGACAUCAUACGCAGUAAAACAGCAGAUGUCUUAAAAAGUUAUGCUCACGAUACUCAAACGGAACAGGCUUGGAUCUCAGAGGAGACAUUCAGCCCUCCAGAACUUGGAGUGGUUUUAAACUUACAGGAGAUGACGACAAGCUCAAUGAAGAAUGAGACUAUCAGCCUCAAGAAGCACUUGCUGUCCUUGUCUAGCCUGGCUGAAGGAGAACCAGAGGCCUGGGAUCAAAUCCAGGUGAUCAAUGUUGGAUUGGAAGGCAUGCAUCUGAGGGAACAUAGGAGGAACCUCCGUCUGAACCCACCAGAGAAGCAGGGGAAGUACAGGAAGGAAGCAGGAGCAUAUUAUAUUUUUCUGAAUGAUGUCAAGAUUGGUGGAGAGGCUGUCUUCGUGGAUGAAAAUAUCGUUGUACAUCCUGAGAAGGGCAGCGUCCUCUUCUACUAUCACUCGAAGACGUCCCUUCACAGCUUCUGCCCUGUCAUUGGGAGCUCUCUGUGGGUUGCCGUCCAACCUGUGAGAUACAAGUUACGCAACUACUGCGUUGAUGACGAUGAGUGGCUCUGA
Molecule: messenger RNA, 1635 nt
Organism: Candidula unifasciata
Lineage: Eukaryota; Metazoa; Mollusca; Gastropoda; Stylommatophora; Geomitridae
Source: the annotation of a GenBank genome assembly